AUGAGGAUCUAUUACAUCGGUGUGUUCCGCUCUGGCGGAGAAAAGGCUCUAGAGUUGAGUGAGGUUAAAGAUUUAUCACAAUUUGGUUUUUUUGAAAGAUCAAGUGUAGGCCAGUUUAUGACUUUUUUUGCUGAGACGGUUGCUUCCAGAACCAGUGCUGGCCAAAGACAAAGUAUAGAAGAAGGUAAUUAUAUUGGCCACGUUUACGCUAGGAGCGAGGGCAUAUGUGGGGUUUUAAUCACUGAUAAGGAAUACCCCGUCAGGCCAGCUUAUACACUUUUGAAUAAGAUAUUGGACGAGUACUUGGUAGCACAUCCCGAGGAGGAAUGGGCCGAUGUUACUGAGACAAAUGACUCGCUGAAAAUGAAGCAAUUGGACACAUAUAUCAGUAAGUACCAAGACCCUUCACAGGCUGAUGCGAUCAUGAAAGUUCAACAAGAACUGGAUGAGACUAAGAUUGUCUUGCACAAGACUAUCGAAAACGUUUUACAGAGAGGUGAGAAGUUGGAUAAUUUGGUGGACAAAUCAGAAUCUUUAACGGCAAGUUCCAAGAUGUUUUACAAACAAGCCAAAAAAUCCAACUCAUGUUGCAGUAUUAUGUAG
Molecule: messenger RNA, 603 nt
Organism: Saccharomyces eubayanus
Lineage: Eukaryota; Fungi; Ascomycota; Saccharomycetes; Saccharomycetales; Saccharomycetaceae
Gene: YKT6
Product: palmitoyltransferase YKT6
Exons: 1
Coding region: 1-603 (200 amino acids)
Biological process (GO): endoplasmic reticulum to Golgi vesicle-mediated transport
Cellular component (GO): membrane; Golgi apparatus
Molecular function (GO): SNAP receptor activity
Source: RefSeq, a predicted model, not a curated record